AUGACAUCUAUGCGUAUUGAAGAUGAUGAAAUGAGUUUCGCAGUGUUAACAGAUCGACCACAAGGCGUCAGUAGUAUGACCGAUGGAUCCAUCGAAAUCUGUUUACAUCGACGAACACUCAAAGGUUCAAUGCCACUCAACGAGACAGGCGAUGAUGGACGAGGGUUAGUCAUAACUGGACGUCACUAUAUACUGUUGAAUCCUCUUCAAUCGCAAUCCGAU
Messenger RNA from Adineta ricciae, 222 nucleotides. NCBI's taxonomy places the organism in Eukaryota, Metazoa, Rotifera, Eurotatoria, Adinetida, Adinetidae. The record is from the annotation of a GenBank genome assembly.